Molecule: messenger RNA, 1292 nt
Organism: Dendronephthya gigantea
Lineage: Eukaryota; Metazoa; Cnidaria; Anthozoa; Malacalcyonacea; Nephtheidae
Exons: 6
Coding region: 109-759 (216 amino acids)
Source: RefSeq, a predicted model, not a curated record
UAUAGAUUGUUAUGUUGGCGGGUUUGCCUGUUUGCAAACAUUAUACGACACUAAAAAUUACACCUUAAAACCUCGUCUAAUGAUAGAGCGAUCAGAAAAAUUUCAAAUAUGAUCUGGAGAAUAUUCCUUCUUUAUUUAUAUGUCAUGGCUCUUAAUAUUUGUACAGGAGAUGAUUUUGAUGACGGACAUUGUAAAACAUAUAUAGAGAUUAAAAAUUUAACAGACUAUAGAAACCCUGAUUGGAUAAAUGACCUUUCAAAAAGACCACUCGGCUUUCAGUCUGCUAGCAUUCCAUUUCUGACAAUCAAUCCCAAUGCAAGAAAUCCUUGCUUUAAGAUAUCCCUGGAAAAUAGCACUCAAAAAACUGUCGAAUUAUUGGCUAAAAGUACAGUUGGCAAUACAGUGUUCUGUGUUAAAAGUCAGCCACCAUAUGCCCAGCCAACAUGUCAAUCGGGUAUAAAGACGUGUCAAGAUAGCCCUAUAGGUCAUGAUUCUCUCAAAUAUGUUUUCUAUUGUCCAAGCUGUGAUGCUGAACUUACUAUUUGGUUUCGUCUGACCAUCAGUCCUUCAUUUACUGAUGGUCUGGAUUUUGAACAUUGGUGUCAAAGGGAAGCGGAGUAUCCAGAUAGUCUGAUUACGUUGCCAAGUGAACCAACUACAAAACAACAAACUACUUCGAAAGCAAGUCAGAUGUUUUGGGAAUUUCGCUGGUAUUUGUCUGUAUGCUUUGCCUUUAACUUAAUUCUUGCGUUAAACUGAAUCAUGCCAUCAUGGGAGUUGUGGCGACGCUAAAAAUUAUAUCAGUUUUCACAUAUAAUGUCCCAGUACGCACCAAAAUAUUCAGUAUUCACGUGCUUGACUUUCGUUGAAAGUAUUAUAAUUUAUAUCAAUUUUCAUAUCCAUUUUCAUACCAAUAAGACAAUAGACAAUACAUAUUCAUUUUUUAACACGCACCAGUAUUAACAAAGGUUGGGGGUAAUGACUAAUGUAAUGAUAAGUAAUAUUUAUGGUUCUCAAUAUUAUGAACCAAAACUGUUCAAUUUAAAUUAGGAAUUAUUAUAAGCAAGGUUUAUUCAACUUGAUGUUGAUAUGUUAUCAAGCAGUUUCAUAAUAGAUCGUUUGAUUAUCUCGUAAACCAGUUAAAAUCUUCAUAAGAUAUAACGACAUAAGUUAAAAUAUUUGAGUUAGACUUAACGUCCAUCAUAAGGAUAUCUAGACUAUAGUAUGCUUUUCAGCUUUUGAACUAUAGACAUCCGGGUGGUGAUGGACGCUCAGUCUAAACACUAAAUGAC